AUGCAAAUAGACACAGCUGCAGAUGUGACAAUAAUUUCUGAAAGAGUAGCACAAACGAUACCUAAACUAGUGAUAAGACCUUCAGACAAAGUGCUCAAAAGUUAUAAUGGUACAAACAUAGAAGUAGUUGGUUCAUCACAAGUGAAAGUUCAGUACAAAGAUCAAGAGAUAGAUUACAAAGAAGUAUUUGAAGACAGAGUAGGAACAGUAAAGAAUGCACAAGCAGUCUUAGUUUUAAAGGAGAAUGCUACUCCUAGAUUUUCUGCUCCAAGACCAGUUCCAUAUGCACUGAAAAUAGCUGUGGAAACUGAAAUUAGAAGGUUAGAAAGGGAAGGUUCAUGGGGAAAGGUAGAUUAUUCAGAUUGGUCUACACCAUUAGUUCCAAUUGUUAAGGACAACGGUCAAGUUAGGUUAUGUGGAGAUUACAAGGUGACAUUAAAUCCACAAUUGCAAGUAGCACAACAUCCAUUGCCAAAUCCUAAAGAUAUGUUCGCAACUUUGUCAGGAUGCUCAGUAUUUUCUAAGAUAGAUUUUAGACAUGCAUUUCAACAACUAUCCAUGGAUGAAAAUUUCCAAAAGCUGAGUACUGUAAACACACAUUUAGGGCUGUAUCGUCCAAAAAGACUUCCCUAUAGUGUUGCUAGCAGUCCAGCAAUAUGGCAGCAAACAAUGGACAAAAUAUUUGCAGGUAUGUCAGGAGUAUUUACUUUCAUUGAUGACAUAUUAGUCGCUGGCAAAAACAAAAAAGAGCAUAGAGAAAGGUUACACGCAGUUCUAAAGAAACUAAAGGAACACAAUAUCAAGGUCAACCAGAGUGAAUGUAUUUUAGAAGUUAUUCGGUAG
Macrobrachium nipponense is the source of this 843-nucleotide messenger RNA. RefSeq lists its product as uncharacterized. The transcript has 2 exons. The record is from RefSeq and is a predicted model, not a curated record. The coding region runs from base 1 to 843 and encodes 280 amino acids. Lineage: Eukaryota; Metazoa; Arthropoda; Malacostraca; Decapoda; Palaemonidae.